This is a messenger RNA of Hevea brasiliensis (rubber tree), 1267 nucleotides long. RefSeq lists its product as uncharacterized. NCBI's taxonomy places the organism in Eukaryota, Viridiplantae, Streptophyta, Magnoliopsida, Malpighiales, Euphorbiaceae. The record is from RefSeq and is a predicted model, not a curated record.
GACUUCUUGAGCCUUAGCAUUUUAGGAAGCAGGGAGAAAGAACCUAAGCUUUCCUUUUCUUUUCUUGUUUUUCUCCUCAAGAAAACUGCUGCUAAGGUUCCAUCUUUCAUGUAGUAUCUUUGUCUUUUCUUUUAUAUUCGGUGAUUUCUGUACAUGGGUUUGUGUCUGUUCUGUGUUUUGGUUUCUGGGUUAGUGUAAUUUGUCGACAAGAAAGAAUUUGUUCUGUGGGUUUUGGUUUAUUGUUGAGAGGAAGAAUGGCAAAUGGAGAAGAUAAAAGCAAACGCAAAGACUUCUAUCAAGUUUUGGGGUUGAAUAAGGAAUGCACUGCAACAGAGCUCAGGAAUGCUUAUAAGAAACUUGCACUGAGAUGGCACCCAGAUCGCUGUUCAGCUUCGGGGAAUUCAAAGUUUGUUGAAGAAGCGAAACAGAAUUUUCAGGCAAUACAAGAAGCCUACUCUGUUCUCUCUGACACCAGCCAGAGGUUUCUGUACGAUGUAGGUGCAUAUGACAAUGAUGAUGAAGAAAAUAAAAAUGGGGAGGAGAGCUUUGAGGAUUUACAGGAAUUAUUUGAACAAAUGUUCCAAGAGGACAUCGAGUCAUUUGGAGGAAGCUGUCAAGCUGCCACUGCCGCUACCGCUAGUGCUACAACCACCGCUACUGCUACAGCCACCGCUACUAUGUAUUCUUCUACUUCUUCUUCCUAUGCAUCUUACAGUGAAAGUUCCAGCUGCAACGACAAGCGUUAUUUCUCUGAGAUGAACUUUGGGGAGUUUAAGGUGGAGGAUUCUCUUGGACUUGGCUCUCACUUUCAGAAAUUUUGUUUAGGGGUGGAACACCAACAAGAUUUCAAGAAGGGGAAGGGGGCAAGAGGAGGAAUUCAAGGAGGAGUCGGCGGUAGUAGUAGACGGAGAAACGCAAGGAAGCAAAAGGUUUCUUCUGGCCUGGAUAUGUCCUCCCAAGAUCACGGUAUUUCUGCUUCAUGAAUCCAUUAAAGAAUUGCACCAAUUCACUCCUCGCCUGAUGCUGAUACAAAUCGGUCGCCAAGGAAAUUCAAGUUUAGAAGGCGUUUCUUGGCCGAUACAAGUGAUUAAUUGGGAAAAUUUUUCAUCAUCUUGGAGGUUGUAGAAGCAAAGCGAAACAAGUUUCCAACCAGCUGAAAAUUGUCAUUGUAGGUUUAUUUGUUGGCUGUGUUUGCCUCUCUGUAGCUCUUUGAUGGUUCUUUAACCUUUGAUUCCAAAGUAAUAAAAUUUUCUUUAAUCCUUCCUCU